This is a messenger RNA of Cucumis sativus (cucumber), 1419 nucleotides long. RefSeq names its product LRR repeats and ubiquitin-like domain-containing protein At2g30105. The transcript has 10 exons. The record is from RefSeq and is a predicted model, not a curated record. The coding region runs from base 79 to 1215 and encodes 378 amino acids. Gene Ontology annotation, molecular function: protein binding. Lineage: Eukaryota; Viridiplantae; Streptophyta; Magnoliopsida; Cucurbitales; Cucurbitaceae.
GAAAUAACUAAUUUUGAAAAAUAAAUAUUCAUCGUCUUAGACUUGUAGUUCUAAAGGAAGAAUCUCAGGCACCCAGAAAUGGAGGUCGGAGCGACGGCCACGACAUCUGAACCCAAUCGAAAGUCUAUCUCUAUCAACGUCAAGUUCACCGGAAAGUCAAUACCAAUUACUCUUCCCCCCGAUUCCACUGUGAAAGAUCUCAAAUCCCUUCUUCAACCUUUAACCAAUGUCCUUCCUCGUGGCCAGAAGCUCAUCUUCAAAGGGAAGGUUUUGGCGGACGAGAUGACGUUGGCGGCGUCGGAGGUGGCUAAUGGAGCGAAAAUGAUGCUCAUGGCUUCUCAGGGACUACACCAAGGGGAUGGCCCUAUCCUUCGAGAAGCGAGAACUCGUCCCAGAGAAAGGAGUGUGCAAAAUGCGAGUAAAUUGGUUGAUGAGAAACAGCGUGUACCUGUAGAUAAAAGCCGUUUUGAAAGAUGGAAGGCCACUGGAGUGAUAGCGUUAUCUGACUGCAAUUUGAAGGUAAUUCCCAAUGAAGUGUGGUCUUGUGAAACUUCAGCCAGAGUACUUGAUUUGAGCAACAACUCUAUUAACCGUGUUCCUUCUCAAGUUGGCAGUCUAAGUAAACUGCAGAAAUUGUUGCUGAAUGUUAAUGAGAUAUCUGAUGAGUCUAUAAGUUGGAAUGGUUUUCCAUUUUUGAAGCAUCUAACAGUUUUGUCUCUAUCUCAUAAUCUGUUAACUACUUUACCUUCUGCACUUGGGAGUUUGACUUCACUAAAGCAACUCCAUGUGAACAAUAACAAAUUGAUGAGUCUCCCAGAUGAAAUAAAAUUUUUGACCCGACUGGAAGUUUUGAAAGUCGGCCAUAAUAGGAUAAGCGUUGUUCCUUCAACCAUUGGGGAAUGUAGUUCUCUUACAGAGGUGGAUCUGUCAUCAAAUCUUCUGUCAGAGUUACCCGAGACACUAGGUUGCCUGCUCAAUUUGAAGGCUUUGCAUCUCAAUCAUAAUGGCCUAACGUCCCUACCUUCUACACUAUUUAAGAUGUGUAUCCAACUCUCUACCCUUGAUCUCCACAACACAGAAAUCACCAUAGACCUUCUCCGACAGUAUGAAGGAUGGAAAGCUUUUGAUGAACGUCGCCGUUUAAAGCACCAGAAACAACUGGAUUUUCGGGUAAUGAACCAGGCUGAUUUUGAUGAAGGUGCUGAUAAACAUUGAGAAAAGCGCUUCAUUGCCAUUUUUAUUUCGACAAUAUCUUCGUUAGAUUAUGGUGUUGGGGUUAGAUGAUUUGUUUUUUAUGUUUUAGUUCCUGAUGGACAGGCCUUCACAUCAUCUUCUAAAACACUUGUUUUCUCAGAAUUUGGUUUGGGGAUAAUUUAUAUGGAAAGUUUUAUAUUCUACAAUACAUUUAGGUUUACGCAA